CAAAGUUCUGCUUCCCAUGUGAACGGUGGUGUUUUGUAUUCCGCGUCCGAUCGUCUGCACCGAUUCCUUUCGCUACGCAGAAGAUUUUUUAUAAAGAAAAGAAAAAACUUCGCAGACUCAGCUCUUUUCGUUGGCUUCAGAAACAGAUUUGAUUUUGGAAAAGUAAUUUUUUGCUGGCAUCUCACACAACGAACGCCCCGAAAAUCAGUUGCUGGGCAACCCCUACUAAAGAACGGAAAAUCGAAAAGGGAGGAGGACCCACUGAAACUUACACGCAACAGCGUCUGUAGGAUGAGCAAUGCAGGAGUCGACGGAGGAGGAGGAGGCGGUGGAGGAUCGGGUGCCGGAUCAGGAUCAGGAUCGACAACAGUGCCGCCCACCACGCCCCCACCCACAGGCCAUGGAUCCACGCGCCGCCUGAGCCACCUGACGGGCAGUGGCCGUUCGGGAGGAGCCGCCGCCAUGGGCAAUGUGGUGGGCUGGCUGAAGCAGGCUUCCAUUGAGGUGCGAGACGCCGGCACACGAACUUUGUCGAUGCUGCAGAGCAGCAACCCGAAUUUUCGAUCCCUGGACCUAUCUCUGGGCACGCCCACACCAACCACACCCACCUCCAGCGAAAUUCCAGCUGCUCCAGCCAGUGCCACCGCCUCGUUAAGUGGCUCCACGCUGCAAUUCGGACCGGAGGAAUCAGAGGAAGGAUCCGCUGCCGGAGGAAGCGAAUCGCUGACGCCACUUAAUGCCAGGGAGCUCCUGACGAGACCCACACGCGCCUACGCCUCCGUCAGCCAGCCCCAAAGUCCAAGACAUCGAGGAUCCGGCGGCGGGACCGUUUCCGGAUCUCGAAUCAUCACACACGGCCUGACCGGACGCUCCACAUCGAUAUCCUCGCAGCUGGAGAAGACCAAGAAGCUGCUGAAAAUGACCGAGGGCGAGGACAAGCCGCUGACCAUUUUGCACUACAACGAUGUCUACAACAUUGAGUCCAUGGCGGAAACGGAGCCUGUUGGAGGGGCAGCCAGAUUCGCCACGGCCAUCAAGAGCUUCGCGCACCUGAAUCCGCUCGUGCUUUUCAGCGGUGAUGCCUUCUCGCCGAGCAUGUUGAGCACCUUUACCCAGGGUGAACAGAUGAUUCCUGUGCUUAAUUCGGUGGGAACACAUUGUGCCGUCUUUGGCAACCACGAUUUUGAUCACGGCUUGGAUGUGCUGGUAAAACUGAUCAAGCAGACGGAAUUCCCCUGGCUCAUGUCCAAUGUGGUGGACAACGAAACCGGUCGUCCAUUGGGCGGUGGAAAGAUCUCGCACUUCAUACUACACAAUCAGAUAUCCAUUGGCUUAAUUGGACUGGUGGAGCGGGAGUGGUUGGAGACCCUGCCCACCAUCGAUCCAAAUGAGGUGACCUACAUCGAUUACGUGGAGGCGGGAAAUAAGCUGGCCCGCGAGCUGAGAAACGAGGGAUGUGACCUCAUCAUUGCCCUUACCCACAUGCGUACUCCCAACGAUAUUAAUCUGGCCGAGAAGUGCAGCGGCAUCGAUAUUAUUCUUGGUGGUCACGAUCACGUCCGCGAGGUGACCGAAAUCAAGGGCAAAAUGAUCGUCAAAUCGGGCACGGACUUCCAGCAGUUCUCCGUCAUCACAAUCGAGCGGGAUGCCGCCAAUCGUGAACACUUCACAACGGACGUCAAGUGCUUUGAUGUGACGGCCAAAAUUCCGGAGGAUCCGGAGCUGAAACAGGAGCUCUCCAAAUAUGCCAAGUUCAUCGAGAGCAAGCUUUCGGAUAUAAUGGGCAUCUUCAGUGUGGAAUUAGAUGGCCGUUUUUCCCGCGUGCGGACCCAGGAAACAAAUCUGGGCAACUGGGUGUGCGACGUAGUGUUGGCCGCCGUCGGAGCCGAUGUGGUUAUCUUGAAUGGCGGCACCUUCCGUUCGGAUCGAGUGCAUCCGGUGGGUGCCUUUACCAUGGGCGAUCUGGUAAACGUUAUCCCCAUGCGGGACCCACUGAUCCUGCUCGAAGUCAAGGGUAAAAUACUGUGGCAGGCGCUGGAGAAUGGAGUUUCUGCCUAUCCCAAGCUGGAGGGAAGGUUCCCUCAGGUGUCCGGCAUCAGUUUUGCCUUCGAUCCGCAGGCGGAGCCCGGCAAACGUAUUGACCCGCAACUUAUCCAGGUGGGUGACGAGUACCUCAACCUAGAACAGUCCUACAAGUUGUGCGUCAAGAGCUACAUCUUCAUGGGGUGUGAUGGCUACACCAUGUUCAAGGACGCAACUGUGCUGAUGGAUGAUGAUGCUUGUCCGGAGUUGGGAAUUACCCUGCAGAACCAUUUCAAGGCCAUCAAUUCCAGAAAGUGUGGACAAAACACUAAGCACCGCCAGUCGCUGGUCACACUUUCCCGGAGGCAUAGCCUGGUGCAGUGCUUGGAUAGUAUGGAUCUGGAUGGCCCAUCACCCAUCCGCAAAUUGUCCGUGGGUCACCACAACAAGUCGAUGGACUUGACGCAUGGCAAUUCUCAGAAGAUGCUGCGACGUGCGUCAUUGGAUGACCUGGAGCAGUCCACCUGCGAUUUGGCGCCUCAAUUGGAGCACCGUAUCGUUAUGAUACAAAAUGAAGAACAUCACCGACAGUUGCUGUUCAAAAAGGAGACGCACAUAAUGAAUUCAACAAUCACCGAAGCCGAGGACGAUUACAAGAAAAUAAGACAACUUAAUUUAGGGGCAGGUACCGAUGUGGAGAGAAAUAUUUGAGUAGGGGUUAGGCAAAAGCAAAGCGAAGAUAUACCCUUUAGCUAGUUAGAUAGUUGGCAGAUCUGUGGGAUCGUGUCCUAUAUUAUUACCGUUUAUUGUUAAAGCUCCUCUGUUUUUUCGGCUAAGUUUUGUUGUGAGCGUUUGUAAGACUUCCCCAGCGAUGUACGAGUAGUAUGAACAGGAUAUUGAUAUUGUAUAUGUAUACCUAAAGCUUACCGCUAGUUUAAUUUACAUUUAAUUAGAUAAACUGAUUUACACCAGCAA
Messenger RNA from Drosophila yakuba, 2997 nucleotides. Its product is annotated as mannosylglucosyl-3-phosphoglycerate phosphatase. Bases 292 to 2733 code for a protein of 813 amino acids. Gene Ontology annotation, biological process: nucleotide catabolic process. Gene Ontology annotation, molecular function: hydrolase activity. The transcript is spliced from 11 exons. NCBI's taxonomy places the organism in Eukaryota, Metazoa, Arthropoda, Insecta, Diptera, Drosophilidae. The record is from RefSeq and is a predicted model, not a curated record.